Salmo salar (Atlantic salmon) is the source of this 3763-nucleotide messenger RNA. RefSeq names its product exostosin-1c. Gene Ontology annotation, cellular component: membrane. The record is from RefSeq and is a predicted model, not a curated record. Gene Ontology annotation, molecular function: glycosyltransferase activity. Lineage: Eukaryota; Metazoa; Chordata; Actinopteri; Salmoniformes; Salmonidae.
AUGACACUUGUCGUGACCCAGGGAUAGGCUGCAGUCUAUUUCUCAUAUAGGCUAAAGUACUGCUGUCACGUUGAAUAUUCACUGAGAGUGAAUCACAUGAAAUAAUGUGCUAAUUUCCUCUCUGCAGAGAAAGCGUGCCGUUUAAUGUGGCUCCAGGUAGUGCGAACACCCAAAUUAUGCCACUGUGGAGAGUGAGAAAACUGUGAUUGUAAAUCGCAGACAUGGGCGGAGGAAAUCGCCGUGGUGAUUAUUAUGGACGCGCCCGGUGUGUAUGUUUGCGCGUGUCAGUCGUGUAACACAAUCAUGUUAUAGAGCUCGUAAAUCGAGAGGACCGCCAGUGCAUCAACUACAUCGAUGUAUUGAUCUACUCUCGUGCCGAUAGAAAGGACGUUCAAUUUGUAUGCGAACACAUCGUGCCGCUGUAGCUAGAGGAGCGUCAAGAGAACAGAAGCAAGCAAGCAAUGACAGAUUUUGUUGACAACUAUUGCUGACAACUCACGAAGACAACUCACGAAGAUUACCGACAAGGACUAAAUACUUGCUUUUGAAAGUGGAUGAGACUGUCUGCCUGUCAUUUCCGUAGGACCACAAUAAGUACAGGUAACAACACAAUAACCUAUCGGUUAGAGCGUUGGGCCACAAACCGAGAGGUCGCUGGUUCGAAUACCUGAACUGACAAGGAGAGACCCGGGAGACAGCGGGCGCCAUGAGGCGGCGAGGAGGGCUUGAGAGAGAGGAGACAUCGCCCUUCAUCAUCCUCAGCAUCGGGCAGUGCAGGAAGUGCACACACUCGCCACAGAGACUGUCUAGCAAGAGACAGGCUAACAGCACCCGAAUCUGAGCGAGAGAAACCGGAGCGAGUGGCUUCAACAUCCAUUUAUUUAUCCUCAAUGGGCUCAAACUGGAUGGGACCAGACUUGGAAGUGACGAUGUCCAAGUUACCACAUGGUUCUAUAUUGGACCCUCCUUGUUAGACCUUCAAAACGACUCGCCCACCGCUGUGAGGCUUAGAACUGAGGGGCAGAGAGGGGAAAAAGAGAGAGAAGGAGAGUGAUAGAGAACGAGAGACACUCUGGGCCCCAUGCAGGCACGUAAGAAGUAUGUCCUGCUGGGGCUGUGUGCUUGCUGCUGGCUGCUGCUCUUCUACUGGGGAGGCGGGGUCCAGGUCCGUCUCUUCAAGCUGCUGGGGCGGCCGAGGGGCGAGGUGGUGCGUCCCUGGCCCAACUGGACUGACCGGGCCUUCCUGCCGGGCUAUGCCCAGCUGGAGGAACUCCAGACGGGGCCGGGUUCCGCCGAGUCCCCCAACCAGCGUCACCAAGCCUGGACGGGCAUCUAUAAAGACAGUCGCUGUCGCAUGGAGACCUGCUUCGACUUUACGAGAUGUCGACGUAGAGGGCGGGACGGGUUUAGAGUAUACGUCUACCCGUCGGAGAAGGGCGAACGCGUGUCGGAGAGCUAUCGGAAGAUACUGACGUCUAUAGGCGAGUCGCGGUACUACACCACGGACCCUCGCGAGGCGUGUCUCUUCGUUUUGGGGAUUGACACUUUGGACCGAGACCAGCUCUCGGGGCAGUUCGUGCCCAACCUGGACGAUCGUAUCAAAGGUUACCCGCUCUGGAACGAGGGACAGAACCACCUUGUCUUUAAUCUGUACUCGGGCACCUGGCCCAACUACAACGAGGACCUGGGCUUCAAUAUUGGCCAGGCCAUCCUGGCUAAAGCCAGCCUCAACACGGAACACUUCAGGCCCGGGUUCGACGUCUCCAUCCCCCUGUUCUCCAAGGAGCACCCCCAGAAGGGGGGUGAGAGGGGCUGGUUGGUGCGAAACACGGUGCCCCCACGCAGGAAGUACCUAUUGAUGUUCAAAGGGAAGCGGUAUCUAACGGGCAUCGGGUCGGACACCCGUAACGCCCUGCAUCACAUCCAUAAUGGGAAGGACAUCGUGUCCCUCACCACAUGCCGUCACGGGAAGGACUGGGAGAAACACAAAGACGCCCGCUGUGACCAUGACAACCUGGAGUAUGAAAAGUUUGAUUACCAGGAGCUGCUCCACAACUCCACCUUCUGCCUGGUUCCUCGGGGGCGUCGCCUGGGCUCCUUUCGCUUCCUAGAGUCUCUACAGGCGGCGUGUAUUCCGGUGUUGCUCAGUAAUGGUUGGGAGCUGCCCUUCUCUGAUGUCAUCCAGUGGAACCAGGCUGUCAUAGAAGGAGAUGAGCGAUUGCUACUGCAGGUCCCGUCUACAGUGCGUGCGGUGGGAAAUGAGCGGGUCCUAGCUCUGAGGCAGCGGACCCAGAUGCUGUGGGAGGCUUACUUCUCCUCCGUUGACAAGAUAGUCCUCACCACACUGGAGAUAAUCAAAGACCGGGUGUUCUCCCACAUCUCCAGAAAUAAGUACAUGUGGAACGCCUUACCAGGAGGCCUGCUCGUCCUGCCAGAGUACUCCACUCACUUAGCCCACUUCCCCUUCUACUACCUGAGCUUAGGGGUCAGUCCAGGUCAAGAGUUCACCGCCAUCAUCCAUGCCGUCUCUCCAUUGGUCUCCCAGUCUCAGCCAAUCAUGAAGCUGCUUCAGGUGGUCUCCAAGUCCAAAUACUGUUCACAGAUCAUCAUCCUGUGGAACAGUGAGAAGCCGCCGCCCCACAGGAGUAAAUGGCCACCCAUGCCUGUCCCCCUCACUGUGACAGACGGUAGGAGGAAGACCAGCAGUCGUUUCCUGCCCAACGUGGCCAUAGAGACAGAGGCAGUGCUGAGUCUGGAUGAAGAUACAGUCCUGCUGACCAGUGAGGUGAACUUUGCCUUCUUGGUGUGGAGGAGUUUUCCUGAGCGUAUCGUGGGCUACCCCCCUAGGAGUCACUUCUGGGACCCGGCGAAGCAUGCGUGGGGGUACACCUCCAAGUGGACUAACGAGUACUCCAUCGUUCUGACGGGAGCAGCCUUCUACCACAGGUACUAUCACUACCUGUUCUCCCACUACCUGCCCCCCUCACUGCGGGCACUGGUGGACCGCACUUCCAACUGUGAGGACAUCCUCAUGAACUUCCUGGUUUCCUCCGUCACCCACCUGCCACCAAUCAAAGUGGCCCAGAGGAAGCAGUACAAGGAGCUGCCCAGCCCACAGGUGAGGCGACACCCAUCGAUGGUGAAUUUGACCAAUGAGCUGCCCAACCCACAGGGCACGAAGAUGAGCGCUCCGUGGGCCAACCCAGAGCACUUUACCCAGAGACAGGAGUGUGUGAACAGCUUUGCCAGAUGGUUCGGCUAUAUGCCCCUGGUCCACUCCCAGUUCCGCCUGGACCCCCUGCUCUUCAAGGACCAGGUGUCUGUCCUGCGCAAGAAGUACAAGGACCUGGAACGUGCAUGACAGGGACCGAGACAGAAAACACUGUGUGGAGGCCUGGUGGUUCAAUGUAGACAGACCCUGGUGAUAAAAGGAGGGAGGGGACCUAAAGCUAAGAGAGACUCCGCCUCCAGGGGUCUGAGACAACAGGCUAUUCGAGGAGUAAACAUAUGAAGGAAGCCUUAUGUCCUCUGUGAUUGGUUCUCCAUCGAUGGGUGAAUGAACACUUGAAGAUGUCAUUCACUCCCAUUGCAGUUUGAAUGGGACAGAAUUUCAUAUCAAAGGAAGGCGCCGAGAGGAGUUAUUGGUGCAGUGCACUCCAGCUGGUGUAUUUCUACAGUACAUUGGCGAGUUGAGAAUGUCGCACAGCGAUUGGUUCAUUUCACAUCACGUAACUGUCAGACCAAUAAAAACAGUGCAAACGGC